Molecule: messenger RNA, 951 nt
Organism: Elephantulus edwardii (Cape elephant shrew)
Lineage: Eukaryota; Metazoa; Chordata; Mammalia; Macroscelidea; Macroscelididae
Gene: THOC5
Product: THO complex 5
Exons: 9
Coding region: 1-951 (316 amino acids)
Biological process (GO): positive regulation of DNA-templated transcription, elongation; mRNA export from nucleus
Cellular component (GO): THO complex part of transcription export complex
Molecular function (GO): mRNA binding
Source: RefSeq, a predicted model, not a curated record
AUGUCUUCUGAAUCAAGCAAAAAACGGAAGCCUAAAGUAAUCCGAAGUGAUGGAGCCCCGACUGAGACAAAGCGGCCUCGAGCUGACACCGAGCAGGAAGGGAAAUACUACAGCGAGGAAGCAGAAGUGGACCUUCGAGACCCUAGUAGAGACUAUGAACUGUACAAGUACACAUGCCAGGAGCUCCAGAGGCUCAUGGCUGAGAUCCAGGACCUGAAGAGCAGAGGCGGCAAGGACACAGCCGUUGAGAUCGAAGAACGGCGGAUCCAGAGCUGUGUGCAUUUCAUGACCCUCAAGAAGCUCAAUCGGUUAGCUCACAUCAGGUUGAAGAAAGGACGAGAUCAGACCCAUGAGGCCAAGCAGAAAGUAGACGCCUAUCACCUGCAGCUGCAGAACCUGUUAUACGAGGUGAUGCACCUUCAGAAAGAAAUCACCAAAUGCCUGGAGUUUAAGUCAAAGCACGAAGAAAUUGAUCUGGUGAGUUUAGAGGAAUUUUAUCAGGAGGCCCCACCAGCUAUCAGCAAGCCCGAAGUUACCAUGGGAGACCCUCACCAGCAAACCCUUGCACGCUUGGACUGGGAACUGGAGCAGCGGAAGAGGCUGGCGGAGAAGUACAGAGAGAGUCUGUCCAACAAGGAGAAGAUCCUCAAGGAGAUCGAGGUGAAGAAGGAGUACCUGAGCAGCCUCCAGCCCCGCCUCAACAGCAUCAUGCAGGCAUCUCUACCAGUACAGGAGUACCUGUUCAUGCCGUUUGACCAGGCCCACAAACAAUAUGAGACAGCCAGACACCUGCCCCCUCCUCUCUAUGUUCUCUUUGUUCAGGCCACUGCAUAUGGCCAGGCCUGUGAUAAGACAUUGUCUGUAGCGAUUGAAGGCAGUGUGGAUGAAGCCAAGGCCCUAUUCAAGCCUCCUGAGGACUCCCAAGCCACGGUCCUUCGCCUGCUGCCGUAG